CCGGAAGAGCCUGCACGCGCUGUAUGACCUGAGAGAAGGUCUCACUCUCUGGCCUUGUGCGAAUUCUGCCCGGUGAGCGUGGCGGAGAAAUUUACCGGGCUGUGGUGACCGCUGAACACAGCAGUGCAGCGAUGUUUAAGUGCAAGACAGUAUGGAAUAAACUGGCUCCGCUGGUUCGGGCCUCAUCCACUCGGUGUGUGCAGAAUGCGAGGAGAUCAGUGCUGAGACAGGAGAGAAGGCUGGAGAUGGUGCAGAGGGCCAAGAUGUCAUCGGGGGCAACAGGAGGGGGUGGGGAGAACACCCUGUAUUAUGUGCUGGUUGGAGCAACAUGUUUGGGGACGGGAGUUUAUGCUUACCGUACUAUCUCAGGGGACAAGGAAAGGUAUAAUGAGCGUAUGAUUGAAAUCGCCAGCAGACCAAAACAAGAGCCACAAGCAGCUGAGGCUGUUGCUAAAGUUGUGGCAGAAUCAAAAGAAGUACAUGCUAAAGUACCGGUGAAAUCCAUCCCUGCAGAAUCUCCAGAGUCAGCCAAGAGUGUGGAAUUAGAGCCAGUUACUGAAGCUCCUACAAUGAAACCCGAAGAACCUGCUGAAACAGAACCUUCCAUAACAGAGCCCAUUGUGGAUUCCGCUGUACCUGAACCUGUUGUAGAAGCCCCCAUACAAGAGCCCGUUGCUGAAGUCCACGUAACGGAACCUGUUGUUGAAGCCAUUGUAACAGAACCUGUCAUGGAAAUCCCUGUAAUGGAACCCGUCAUUGAAGCUUCAGCUGUUAUACAUAAUGAAGAUGUCUUAGCUCCUGUCAUUGAGAGUGAGCCGACACCUGUAACCAUUGCUGAGCAUGUGCCAGAGGUUCCACCUGUUUCUGAGCUUGCUGCAGCUCCUGAACCUGCUCCUGCUGCUGUGCCCCUUGAACCGACCGCUGCGUCCUCUGAAGUCCCUGAACACACCCCCUACCUGCUGAUUGGUGGAGGCACGGCUUCAUUCGCUGCAGCUAGGUCUAUUCGGGCACGUGACCCUGGCGCCAGGGUAUUGAUUAUUACAGAGGAGUCUGACCUGCCCUACAUGAGACCUCCUCUCUCUAAAGAACUCUGGUUCUCUGAUGACCCUAAGAUCACUGAAACACUGCGCUUCAAACAAUGGAACGGCAAAGAGAGAAGUAUUUACUUCCAGCCUCCCUCAUUCUAUGUCAGUCCCAUGGAUCUUAAUAAAGUGGAGAAUGGGGGUGUGGCUGUGCUCACAGGCCGUAAGGUGGUUCACAUGGAUGUCAGAGGAAAUAAAGUCAAACUGAGUGAUGGUGCAGAGAUCUCCUAUGAAAAGUGCCUGAUUGCUACAGGUGGUGUUCCCAGGAAUCUUCAAGUAAUUGAAAGGGCCGGAGAGGAGGUGAUGAAGAGGACAACCCUCUUUAGGAAUAUUGAAGAUUUUAGAUCUCUAGAGAAGAUCUCCAGAGAGGUGAAGUCCUUAACUAUCAUCGGUGGUGGGUUUCUGGGCAGCGAGCUGGCAUGUGCUAUGGGUCACAGAUCCACUGACCUUGGUUUAGAGGUGGUCCAGCUGUUUCCAGAGAAGGGGAACAUGGGAAAAGUUCUGCCUGAAUACCUGAGUAAUUGGACCACUGAGAAAGUCAGGAAAGAGGGUGUGUAUGUAAUCACGGAAGCAGUAGUGAAAAAUGUGAGCUACAAAAAUGGCAAAUUGGAGAUCAGACUGAAGGAUGGACGACUGGUGAAGACAGACCACAUUGUGGCAGCAGUUGGUUUGGAGCCCAGUGUGGAACUGGCCAAAUCAGGCGGGCUGGAGGUAGACUCUGAUUUCGGAGGGUACCGGGUUAAUGCUGAGCUCCAGGCUCGAGCCAAUAUCUGGGUGGCAGGAGAUGCUGCAUGUUUCUAUGACAUUAGGCUGGGCCGCAGGCGUGUGGAACAUCAUGAUCAUGCUGUGGUCAGCGGCAGGCUGGCCGGAGAGAACAUGACCGGAGCCAGCAAACCUUAUUGGCACCAAUCCAUGUUCUGGAGUGAUUUGGGGCCAGAUGUAGGGUAUGAAGCCAUCGGUAUUGUGGACAGCAGUCUACCCACUGUCGGAGUAUUUGCCAAAGCCACUGCCAAGGACACACCAAAAGCUGCAACAGAGGAAUCCGGGACUGGAAUCCGCUCUGAGAGUGAGACGGAGGCAGUUGCCGGGGCGGUAGAGGCAGGAACAGCGGCUCCUCCCCCUCCUGUCCAGCAGAAGGAGGAUUAUGGGAAGGGAGUGAUAUUCUACCUGAGGGACAAAGUGGUGGUCGGUAUCGUCCUGUGGAAUGUCUUCAACAGAAUGCCCAUUGCAAGGAAGAUAAUCAAAGAUGGAGAGGAGCAUGCAGAUCUGAAUGAGGUUGCCAAGCUUUUCAACAUCCAUGAAGAGUGAACAUCAAUCAAUCAAUCAAUCACAUUUUCUCUGUCGAUUUUGUCAAGGGCACUCUGCCCACAUCUAUGUGAAGUGAACUUGGGAAAUAACACAAAUAAGCACACACAGAACAAACACACAGGCUUACACCAGCCUGGCAUCUGCUAUUUUGGCCUUGAACUCUCUUGAGACCAGGACAUGCAUUGCUGCCUCUGAGCCGCAAGGUGGCGCUUUGAUUCAUUGUGACCAUGGACUUGCUAAAACAGUACUGUCUAUCUUCUUUUGAGGGAAAUUUAUACCUGUUGUUUGUAUUUUAUGAUUCUCUGUAGGUUUAUUUUUCCCCUCUUGUGGUCUGUAAAUGUUCAUCUUCCUGAAUGCAGCCCAGAACGCACCCUCCAAAGCCCCAAAACCACACAUGAGAGCUCCACUUUCAUUGAGUAUUUUAGUAGUUGCAUUAGAAACAAACAAAAUCAGAUGAUAAACAAAUCCUUCUGGCACCUGCUUCCACAAUAUUUUUGUCUGAAAGAUCAAAUUCGCUAAUUCAAAAGAAAAAGUUAAUAAAAGUAAAUUAUUUUUAAGCAUGUCUUUCAGUCCUUCCUAAUUUUAAGUUUAUAAAAAACUAACAAUUGCCAACUAACGAUUACAAUAUAUAGUGAUUACUUGAAUAUUUCAGAGGGUAAACUUAGCAACCCUCUAAUGUGUGUGAAUGCUUAUAUGCCCAAAAUGGGUGUCACCCUGAGGCUUUUGAGAUGCGUAAUGAAGAUGCAAUAUGCUCAUUACACCUGUGAUUGCCUGCAAACACGUUGCCUAACACAGACUUGACCUAUUUCUUUAUGCAUUAGCACUCUGAUUUACAGGCCAGAGUAAGAGGAAAAUUACUAAUUGUGUGACAGUUCUACACAGUCAGUGAUAGCUAUGGGAAGAAAGGAAUGGAGCCUUCUUCAAUUUUGGCAUAUAAUGAAAAAUUGUGAUGUGUCAGAAUAAGAUAUUAUUUCUGCUCUUU
Messenger RNA from Xyrauchen texanus (razorback sucker), 3372 nucleotides. RefSeq names its product apoptosis inducing factor mitochondrion associated 1 (gene aifm1). Gene Ontology annotation, molecular function: protein dimerization activity; FAD binding; NAD(P)H oxidase H2O2-forming activity. The transcript has 20 exons. Gene Ontology annotation, biological process: mitochondrial respiratory chain complex assembly; apoptotic process. The record is from RefSeq and is a predicted model, not a curated record. Bases 132 to 2390 code for a protein of 752 amino acids. Gene Ontology annotation, cellular component: cytoplasm; mitochondrion. Lineage: Eukaryota; Metazoa; Chordata; Actinopteri; Cypriniformes; Catostomidae.